Molecule: messenger RNA, 2635 nt
Organism: Cyprinodon tularosa
Lineage: Eukaryota; Metazoa; Chordata; Actinopteri; Cyprinodontiformes; Cyprinodontidae
Product: CXXC-type zinc finger protein 1-like
Exons: 14
Coding region: 153-1952 (599 amino acids)
Biological process (GO): positive regulation of DNA-templated transcription
Cellular component (GO): Set1C/COMPASS complex
Molecular function (GO): zinc ion binding; DNA binding
Source: RefSeq, a predicted model, not a curated record
GGGCGCGUCGGGCCGGACAGGGAGAGCUCGGUCCGCUGCAGAGGAAGAGGAGGAUGAAGAUGCGGUGGAAACAAAGGGAACCCUGAAGGUUCUGGUUCUGAAGCUGGAGAGCAAACCAAGCUGCGUCUGGACCGGAGCAGCCGAACCUUCCCAUGGCUGAUGAGGCUGCAGGGACCGAACCGGGUCCAGAGGAGGGAGGAGGAGGAGGAGGAGAGGUUACCAUGGAAACCCCCAGCGCGCCAGUUUACUGCGUGUGUAGAAAACCAGACAUCAACUGCUUCAUGAUAGGCUGCGACAGCUGCACCGAGUGGUUCCACGGUCAAUGUGUUGGCAUUUCCGAGAGGGCGGCCAAAGCCAUCAGAGUUUGGUUCUGUCCGUCCUGCAGAGACAAAGACUCUUCUCUGGAGAUCAAAUACCGGCAGAAGAAGAACAAAGAGGCGGAUCCUGAGAGAGACGAACGACCCGAUGGAGAGAGAGGCUCCACCCCCGUGCCCAAAAUCGACAGGAGGCGGGGUUCGCAGAUCAAGCGCUCGGCCCGGAUGUGCGGAGAAUGUGACGCCUGUCUGAGAACGGAGGACUGCGCUCAGUGUGAUUUCUGCAAAGACAUGAAGAAGUUUGGAGGUCCAAACAAGAUCCGGCAAAAAUGUCGCCUUCGCCAGUGCGAGGUCCGAGCCCGGAAAAUGCUCCGUGUCCGAGAUGAAGAGAUGAGCCGGAGUGGCAGCAGGGGGCGGAGCCUGUCCAUGAAGGGGGCGGGGCGCCUCUCAGAGGAUGAUGAUGAAGAGGAGGAGGAGGAAGGGUUUAGUGAAAGCGAGCUGGAACUGUACGAGCAGUACAAAGCAGCAGGAUACAGAGACCUGGUGUGGCACACUGAGGAGGAGGAGGAGGAAGAUGCCCAGUCGGACUCACUGAGGAAGAAGGCGGUAAAGGUGAAACAUGUGAAGAGGCGGGACAAGAAGCCAGAGAAAAAGAAGUCUGUUUCCGUUCCCAAAGAGGAGGCCAAACCACGGCGUCACAAAGUGAAGCAGCGCCACAGGGAGCGCGUGCGGCAUAGCGAGCGAGCCGGGGAAGGCGUGGUCAAAGAGGCAGGCGGUGCUAUGAGGCAAUGUUUGGGUCCAGGCUGUGUGGAACCAGCCAGGACCGGUUCCAAGUACUGCUCUGAGGACUGCGGCAUGAAGCUGGCUGCUAACCGGAUCUACGAAAUCCUGCCUCAGAGGAUCCAGCAGUGGCAACAGAGUCCCUGCGUGGCCGAAGAGAUGGGGCGGAGACAGCUGGAGCGAAUCAGGAGGGAGCAGCAGGCCGCCAGGCUCCGCCUCACGCUAAUGGAGAAACGCUUUCAUGAACUGGAAGCCAUCAUUGCCAACGCCAAGCAGCAGCAGGUUCAGCAAGACGAGGAGGUUGCAGAAGGAGAUGGCGAUGACACAGACCUGCAGAUUUUCUGCGUGUCCUGCAGCCACCCCGUAAACCCCAAGGUGGCGCUGCGACACAUGGAGAGGUGCUAUGCUAAGUACGAGAGCCAGACUUCCUUUGGUUCCAUGUAUCCGACUCGCAUUGAGGGGGCAACACGGCUUUUCUGUGACGUCUACAACCCUCAGAGUAAGACCUACUGUAAGAGACUGCAGGUUCUGUGUCCAGAACAUUCCAGAGAUCCAAAGGUCCCAGCAGAUGAGGUGUGUGGAUGUCCUCUGGUCAAAGAUGUCUUCGAACCCACUGGAGAGUUCUGCCGGGUUUCCAAAAGAAAAUGCAACAAACAUUACUGCUGGGAGAAGCUGCGGCGGGCCGAGGUCGACCUGGAGAGAGUCCGAGUGUGGUACAAGCUUGAUGAGCUGUUUGAGCAGGAGAGGAACCUGAGGACAGCCAUGACCAACCGGGCCGGGUUGCUGGCGCUGAUGCUGCACCAAACCAUCCAGCACGACCCGAUCACCAGUGACCUGCGUUCUGCCAAGGACAGGUAGACAGCUGGACGGUCGGACCAUCAGCUGGAGGGGGACUGGUUACAGCCGGGUCCAAAACUGUUUUCAUUUACUAAAGAUCCAGAACCAAUCUGGAUUGGACGGUUCUCAUCUUGUUCUGGUUUCCUUACAUCAUUUUAGAUAUUUCAGAACCACCAGAAGACACAGACACUCCAAGGUUCUGGUGCCAGCAGGCAGCUUUAAAGCAGAAGUUCUGGUUUGGUUCUAUAAACUCUGGUCCAAUCCCUAAAAAGGACCCAUCCAUUUCUGCUCAGGUCUUCAGGCUGUAGGUUCUAGAGCUGAGAACAAGGGCAGCUAAAUAAUCAGGUUAUUGAAACAUUUUACAGAACCCUGGACCACAGAGGUUCUGUGGUGCUGGUUCCUUGUUGUGGUUCUGGUCUGAGAUCAGCUGGACUCACCGGAUGAGUCCAAUCUGACACCGGAUUGGCCGAUUCAUUCAGUAGAAACAGCCAAUCGGAAAGCUCCACCUUUUGUUUAUAAAAUGUCUGUUUGUCCUUCAGCUCGCCAAGUCCUCUGCUUUCUGUUCCCGUCUAACAGGAAGUGAUGCGUGGAGUCCUGAUCAGACACUCUGUUUCUGUUCCCGUCUAACAGGAAGUGAUGCGUGGAGUCCUGAUCUCUCUGUUUCUGUUGGUCCUGUUCAAAUAAAGCUGAUUAUGUUUUCUUAA